Prosopis cineraria is the source of this 734-nucleotide messenger RNA. RefSeq lists its product as uncharacterized. The transcript has 2 exons. The record is from RefSeq and is a predicted model, not a curated record. The coding region runs from base 167 to 457 and encodes 96 amino acids. NCBI's taxonomy places the organism in Eukaryota, Viridiplantae, Streptophyta, Magnoliopsida, Fabales, Fabaceae.
AUAUCCCAGGAUAGCGUGGUAGGCUGGGAGCACUCACCUUCCCCUCAACCCAAUGAAACUAACUUCCUGUACGAUGCUUUCUUCGUUUCCUUGAUCACGGCAAGUUCCAAUCCCCAGUUCACUUUCGUUCUAUAUCUGUGUGACUGUGUGUGGAAGUUCGAGAGAGAUGCAUAUAUGGCCGUCAUCUAGUAUCAGAGACUCGUUCAAGUUUACUUACUUGAACAAGCUCGAAUGGAACCUCCAGCGAAUGAAACGGGAGAAGCAACAACAGAAGCUUCAACAGUCUUCAAUUAAUCAGAAUUUGUUGGACGAGCAGAAUGCUCGCGAUUCUGACAAAGCUGACGUUUCCAAUUCGAAGCCUGAUGGUGGGAUUCUUGCGUUUUGCCAUGACUUAGGCAUAAUUCUCUCUUGCUGCUAUUGUUGCUUCUGCUGCGGAGCUUGUGUAGGGGAUAAGUGAGGAAAAUCUUAGCAUGGCAUCUUCUGUCUUCAUUGCUUCUGGUGACAAGAUCAUUUAGAUUUUAGAUUAGAUUCUGUACAGCUACUUACUGGUCUUCUCAUAAUGGUCUAGAUUGUUAUGGCAUGGCCAUACAGAAAUAGUUUUAUGUGAAUCUCAAAUGGGUCGUGCAGAUUCACUCUUGAUUUUUAUAUUUCCUGCAAAAAUUGUAUUUUAAUGUUGAAAUUGAUUUUAUGACAAUGAUGAAAUUAUAGAUAUGGUUGUUGUUAUCAAGGUACAA